CGAAAACGAAGUGUUGUUUGUCUUCUUACGACUUUUAUUAGUUUCUAUUAUUAACUCGUAAAAUAAUGAAAACUGUAUGAAAUAUUUCAAAAUGUUAAACCAAAGUUCAACAGAAGCUCUACUUUCUGCGACUUACGUGGAAAAUUACCUAGAUUGUGUCGAAAAUCUACCAAAUGACCUGCAACGACAUUUGUCGCGUAUGCGAGAGUUAGAUGUAACAUACAGAGAGUGCCUCCGGGAUGCCGAAACUCACUUGGGAGUGUGCAUAGGGCCGAGUACUGACGAACGGCGACGCGGCAGGGCCGCCUUGAGGCUACAAGCUGCUUUGGUGGCCGCACAGGAGAUCGGCGACGAGAAACUACAGGUUGUGCAAGUCCUACAAGACCUCAUCGAUAAUAAACAGAGAUCACUUGAUGCAGACCACAAAAAACUUGUGUCAUGCAUAGACGUCAACACAAAUGGCACAAGUAAAGAGGAGCCACACACGCAAACUGAAACUGUCCGUGCUGUGGAGAAGGAACAAAACACGGCACCAACGCAGCCUCUGACACAGGCGCCACCACCGCCUGAACGAAACACGGAGAAAGAAAAAGAAAAAUCAGAUAAGGAUAAAUCUGGAGGGGAAAGGUGGUCAAAACGAGCUCGUAGAUCUAGAACAACUGCCGGUGCUGCCACAGAUGGUGCUGAUUCCAGCGAACGAGACAGCGAGAGACAGGCCCACAACACGACUCAUAAGAAAGGUAUGGGUAAGAAGAAAAAGCGCAAAUCAAGACAGGCCGCUCAGCGAUCAGAAACACCUCCAGAGGAAACUGAUCCUAUAGAUCCUGACGAACCUCGCUACUGCCUCUGUGAUCAAAUAUCAUUCGGUGAAAUGAUCCUCUGUGAUAACGACCUAUGCCCCAUAGAAUGGUUCCAUUUCUCGUGCGUCUCCUUAACAACCAAGCCGAAAGGGAAAUGGUUUUGUCCAAAAUGCAGGGGUGAUCGUCCUAAUGUCAUGAAACCGAAGGGGCAGUUCCUCAAAGAACUAGAACGGUAUAACAAGGAGAAGGAGGAGAAAGCAUAGUGUUGAUACGGUUCUAAGAACUAACAGAUCUCCGAAGCCUGGUUAUGACUGAGUUGUCACCAGAGCUGUGUCGUGAUUUGUGAAGAAUGUUUUUCCAAGAAAGUCCAGUAUGUUGCUAAAAUCAACCAAAUGAAGUAAUUUUAUCGGUUCUGUACAACAUUUCUCGCAGCUCUGGUGAAAACUCAUCCUAAGUAUUGUAUUAAUACUACACAGUAAAGAUGAAUUUAUUUUUAUUUGUAUGUAUUUAAUUGAGAUUUAUUCGAAGACGCACAUUUUCUGUUUCCAUAUUUAAUAUGUUGAACUUAAAUGCCUUAUCAGCAUUUAUUCUGAAUAGAAGUUACCCGGGUGUUGUGUUUUUAUUAUCAGUUUGCUCAAUCCACACAAAACUAAAACUUAUAAGUUGUGGAUUAGUUGUAACAGAUAAGCACUAUCCCUUCUACUAGUAAAGAUAUAUUUUGCACUCCAUAUUACUAUACAAAUUCUGUUUGUCUCUGUCGGGCACAUUGGAUAAACCACAUGAGAAAGACUUGAAUAGUUAAAUGCCGCAAAUAUUUUUAUUAGUAAGGGGAUUUAUAUAAAUCUUUUAUGACUUAAGAGAAUAGAUUUUUGAUUUUAUGACUAUAAUAUUUUAAUUUUAACAAUGUGUAAAUAUUUAUCUAAGGAUUUAAAAAUAUAACAUUUGGGAAUGCUAGGAAGAGGCAUUUGCUUUAUGCAAUUCAGAAGUGUAUGAUUUAAAAAAAUCCAUGAAUCUAAUAAUUGGUGGUUCUGGUACAAUUAUUCGAAUUUUUUAAUAUGAAAUCCCAGCGCUUCUGAGUUGCAAUAACUAACUAAUAAUAAUAUUGUAAAGAAAUAGUUUUCUAUUAUAGUUAAUUGUAUUAGAUAAUUAUGUCAUAAUAAAAUAUUGUAAUAAGUA
Messenger RNA from Aricia agestis (brown argus), 1976 nucleotides. RefSeq names its product inhibitor of growth protein 1-like. Gene Ontology annotation, cellular component: nucleus. The coding region runs from base 77 to 1063 and encodes 328 amino acids. Gene Ontology annotation, biological process: positive regulation of DNA-templated transcription. The record is from RefSeq and is a predicted model, not a curated record. NCBI's taxonomy places the organism in Eukaryota, Metazoa, Arthropoda, Insecta, Lepidoptera, Lycaenidae. The transcript is spliced from 5 exons.